This is a messenger RNA of Sciurus carolinensis (gray squirrel), 291 nucleotides long. RefSeq names its product NADH dehydrogenase [ubiquinone] 1 alpha subcomplex subunit 1-like. The transcript has a single exon. The record is from RefSeq and is a predicted model, not a curated record. The coding region runs from base 1 to 213 and encodes 70 amino acids. Lineage: Eukaryota; Metazoa; Chordata; Mammalia; Rodentia; Sciuridae.
AUGUGGUUCGAAAUUCUUCCAGGACUCGGUAUCAUGAGCCUGUGCUUGGUUAUCCCGGUAGUGGCCACUGCCUACAUCCACGGGUUCACUAAUGGGGGCAAGGAAAAAAAGAUUGCCCAUUUUCCCUACCAGUGGAGUUUGAUGGAAAGAGAUAGACAUGUAUCCAGAGUUAAUUGUUAUUAUAAAUCAAAGGGUUUGAAGAACAUUGAUUAAGGAAGCAUUUUCCUGAUUGAUGUAAAAAAACUCAGUAUGGUCAUCUACCCCUGCUAGAACAUUAUUUGAUAUAUUAUG